Messenger RNA from Fusarium redolens, 1071 nucleotides. RefSeq lists its product as uncharacterized. Bases 1 to 1071 code for a protein of 356 amino acids. The transcript is spliced from 3 exons. The record is from RefSeq and is a predicted model, not a curated record. NCBI's taxonomy places the organism in Eukaryota, Fungi, Ascomycota, Sordariomycetes, Hypocreales, Nectriaceae.
AUGUCCGACAAUAAACCGUUGGUAUCAUCAGAACAUUUCAACUGGAGCCUGACUAGCCAAGCCGGAAGCGCUAGGGUCGAGACCCGUCGCUCACAUCCACUACGCAAUGGGGGCAUCGCUUACGCCCAACGGUAUAAUGUGAACAAGGAUCUUUUCUGGACAGCGGCGAAACAGGAUAGAGCGCUAUUUAGCGAGCCAAAUCUGGAGGGGCUGACGUGCCCGCCUUCGCUACUCGAUGCUUGGAUCGUCGCUGCUCGACAAUAUCGUAAUGCCGGGUUAGCGACAUCCGAUAAAUCUGCACCCAAACUCAAGCGGCUUCGCAAAGUCUUUCAAGCUAUGAAAGCUCGAAUAGGGUUCGCACUAGACAGUUCUGUGAACACGAGUUUCGGUGUUCGAGAAGAGUACCGGAUUUCUUGGGAACUGUGUACAGUCCUGAAUCCUGUCGCUUUGAACUUACAAGGCCAACAUCGUUCGUUCUGGGUAUUGCCAACUGCUCAUGUCAACAGAUUUAUGCGUUGGGAAUUCAACCGUUGGCUUUCUGCGAUCGAAUUUGUUAAAUCUCGAGCAAGUCGUCGAGAUGCUAAUUGGGAAGAUCAUCAGCGAAACAUGAUCAUGGCCACUAUCCUUCUUCGUUCAUUGAAGGCCAGUGUCAAUUGCCAUCAUGUGGCCAGGCGCUCGCAAAUGUUCAAAGACACGUACAAAAAUAGGAAGGGCAAACCUCUUCGCGGCUUAGACUUUGAGAGCAGUAUGCGUCACACAGGUUUAGCCUGGUUACCUCGCGAUCUUUUCCAUUGGUCCAACUUCCACCUACAAGACGAUCUUGUAGCUUCAACUACCUUCACAUUUAACGGGCUUCAGGGCGUUUUUCGCAACUGGAAAGAGGUGGAGUCUGCGAGUAAGGAGUACAGUAAAGCCGGAGACCAUGUAAUCGUCGAUUAUGAACUUGAGAAUGAUGAACUUCGGUUGGCUCGAGAAGGAUACAACGGCCUGAGCUUCGACAUCAUUCACAAGCUGACCGGCGAGCCUCCCUAUCUGUCCUAUCAACCAUUCAGAAGUGAUCUUGCGGGCUAA